AGCCGCUCGUUAGUUUAGCCGCGACUCUCUUCGCGAUCGAGAGAAAGAUAAUCGAAAGCUUGCGAGGAAUUGCGAUCGAGAGCUUUUUUUUUUUUUUGACGUUUCCUCCCUUUCGCGAGAUUAAUCGCUUUGUUAUUGUCGGACCGGUGUCGGGACGAGAUACCUCGAGCCAUGUGUACCAUUUGAGAGGCCUCGUCUCUGUCAGCUGGUGAACGAGCCUUUGAACUCCCGAGGUCUUCUCUUUGAGAUCGGUUCUCUCUCGUAUCCCGAGGGUACGAUGGCUUCGAGAGAGGACGUGACUUAAAUGUCAUUGUCGCCAAUCGUGUCCCAUGCUGUUACGAGCGUGCACGAGCCCUGCGCCAGUCAUCGCUGCCAGUCAUCAUCGCUGCCGUGCGUCACGUAAUCGGUGUUAAUUCCCGUCGGUGAUUUUCGGUGCUUCCUGCCCCAGAUAUACACUCUCGAGCGAAAGCGAGUGCUCUUUAUCGCGACGUGAUGUGAGAACCGGUCCGGAUCAGAUGUCGCCUCGCGGUGCCGAUCUAGCCGGGAUGUGGCCGGCAUCGGAGCUGGUCCUCGCGACGAGGAAUUGGGACGAAUAAGUCGCGUCGUGGGAGGGAUCGAACCCAACCUCCUUUCUCACCCCCAAAAGCAGCCCCGAAAAACAACGACCUCGAUCCUCCGCGACGUUCUCUCUAGCGCCGCCAUCGUCGUCUCUCUCUCUCUCUCUGGUCGAUACAUCCCUCGCGAAUAGACGCUUCCGGGAACGGACCCUUAUGCAUAUGUAUGGCCGAUCGGAGUCAAGGUCGAACCGGCCAUCCCGAUAUUAUGGACGGAACAUCGUGGCACGGAAAUAGCACGCUCGAUAUCGUCUCGUGGUUGAAACGAGCGUAUGUUGCUGAUUGGCAGUGAUCGGAGCUAAGUGAUCUUCUGCCCUAGCCGUCUUGUCUGUUCUGGAAACUUGAAACGGAUAUAUAUAUAUGUAUAUAUCCCGGCGAUAACGUAUAUGGACAUUUGGAUAACGAUAUGUUCGUAGAAGAACAGAGCUGUCGGAAAUGGGAGAAUCCGUACGUGAAGGAACGCAAUCGAGGGACGGAAUGCUUAAUGGUAACCGACUACUCGAAACUGGAACGAAGUGUGAACAGAAGUAUGUGUGUGUGUGUUUCUAUAAGGAUGGAAAUAUCGGAGACAGAGGCGAAUUAAUGACUGCAAUUUGCGCAGACGGAUAUAGCUGCAAAACUCGAAAUUAGCCCUCCUGCAAUGUUCGAGCAAGUUUAACGAACUAGAAGAUUACUGUUCGGCCACAAAGACAUUUCUAAUCCCCGUUGGAUUCGAAAAACUGUAGAUUAAUGGUCCAAAUAGCAUGAAUAGAACUUGUUUCGAAUUUUGAAUAGCUGUGACCGAUAUAGUUUUGUGACCGUAUCGUCUGUGAAAGAUUAAAUUGCGGAUAUCUAAUAAAAUCGUCAACGAGACCAGCGGACCUGAAAACAAAAAAUACGAUAGAAGAAUUUGGAAAUUAUUCGAUAAAACCUUGAAUAAAAAUCGCGAGCAUCGCGAUGGGAAUAAUGGCGCAACUGUUGCUGCCAUAAAUUAGGUCAAUGUUUCGCGUUUCCCCUGUCGAAUCUGCCCGUGUGCGCUAACGGGACUUUAAAUUUUGACCAAACGAAAAACUAGGCAUGACGCAGUGUUUUUCCGGCGGCGGCGACGCGGCAAAAUGUAGCAAAAACGAAGGCGCGAAGGUGGAUCGCGCGAUAUCCAUUUUAAGAGAAGCUGUUUUCAUCACUUUGCGCGAAGAAGCGUUUAAUUGAGGAAGAGAACGCAACGCACAAACGUGCUCGUCAUCAUGUAGAAGUGGAAAUUCGCGAGAUGUCGAUCUACAGAAACGAGUUCCCCGUCGUCAACGUGUAGGAUUUUUCAGAGAGACAGUCGAAGGUGAAAGGGAGCGAAUCGACAGGGCAGGGUGGUCUUUCCCGUCCGUGGUGGCAGUGACGUCGUGAUCGGCAGGGUCCAAGGGCCCAUGGCCGGGAAUUGUUUUCGCCAGUUCCGGUGGUGGCUCCCGAUCGCGAUCCUAUCCGGGUGCUUUCCCCCUUCAUCGGCCGACGCCGCUCGUAUUUCGUGCACGUCCACCUAUUCCACAGAGGUGGCUCGCGGCGGCGACGUGGUGGUCCUCCUGGGCGAGAGAUGCGACCGGGAGAUCAACGUCACCGAGAUACAGGAUCACUUAGCCGCGCCGGACGUGGUCGGCGAGCUCUCGAUCAGCGUGAUGCCGAGAUCCCUGACGUGCGAGACGGAAACUGGGGGCCUUGGUGCACUGAUCCACGCUAUUGGUGAGAGCAACACGAAGGCGGUAAUAGCCGCGCUCGACAGCUCGAUCUGCGAAGUGGCCGCUAAACUCGCGCAUCUCGGGAAUAAACCGUUGCUCACGUGGACCUGUCCGUUGAGAGAUUUAAAGGAGAAGAAUCUAUCGUCAAUCAUUAGGCUUUCUCCGUCAUUACCGUCAAUGGCUAAUGCCGUGGCGGAAAUAUUUCGGCACUUGCAGUGGAAGACAGCGAUCAUUAUUGGCAUAGAUCGCGAGCCGUGGUCCAGUCUGGACCGCGCUGUAAUUAACGCAUUUCGAAGGAUCGGCGUGAUCCUGCGGUAUCACUUAAUUCUACCCCAUCGUGCCACCCUCGAGCAGAUCCGCAAGAUACUCAGGUCCAUGCACAGCGUCUCCCGACGAGCUACGGUACUUUGCCUGCCGCUGCUCGACGAGAUGACAAGCCGCGUUCUGAUCGAGCUUAACGUCGCGUGGCAAACCCACAUCCAGAACUCCGUGAUCCUGAUGAUCCACACGGAGGAUAUCGACCUCUUUCUUCCGAGAGACGAGAGCCCGCCGUCCGCUUCGCUCCCCAUCGAUCCGACGACCUUGGCCCAGUCCGCGAUUACUCAGUCUUCCAAUUUUUCUACCUCGAAUGUAACUCGCGCCGGCCCGAACGCGACUGUGGAGAACGACGAGAGAAGAAUGCGGAGGCUACAGGAAGCCCCGAGGAGGUUCUUCCCUCCGACGAAUUUCAGCAGCAACACGAUGGAGAAUCUACUCGCGGUCGCACCGCUCGAUCAGAGGUACGACGUGAAGAAGGUCUUCAACGGUACGCAGGAUUACGCGGCCCCGUCGUUGCUCGAUCGAUUGAACGAAUCGCUGAUCGUGUUGACGCGCGACAACAGCAGCCUCGACGCCCACAACAGCAAAAUGUACACAUACGCCCUGCUGGACUGGCGUAUCGACGCCGGCUGGCAGCCGAUUCUCGCGGUGGUCGACGGUCAGCGGCCACCGGUCCAACAGCUGACGCCGAUGACGUUUCUCAACAUCAUCGAGGCGCCAGACUUGCUGUCCUGCGAUGACGACGCCGAUUGCCCGGAUGGCUUGGCCGACAUGUCUUUCCGUACCACACAUAUCGUAGCUAUUAUUCUGGGGUCGCUGCUGUUCACCUUUGUCGCCAUCGCCGUCGGGAUUAUAGUUCGGAAACGGUUGCUUAAGAAAAGAAUGUCCAAGGGCCCAUAUAAAAUCAUCCUAACGACGUCGGACUUUGUUUUUCCUCAAGUGCCUCCAGUAGAUUCGAGAACGGUAGACGAGGGCAUCGAAGCGAUGCUGUGCUGCUGGCUGCAGCAGCUGCAGGAAUUCGGUGGACCGGAGGUCGAAAAGCCGGAUCUGCUCCAGCUAGGCAGCGUCAAUUCCCUGAGACCUUACUUGCAGGCCGGCGGCGGAAAUAUACCGCGUCACACCUUCUUCAAAGAUCCACGUGCUAGGUAUAACGGUGACUUGGUUCAAUUGAAGGAGCUACCCUUUCAAGGUACGUUCGAACUGAAGGGCAAGGCCAUGGACGUGCUGGUCACGAUCCACGGGCUGCGACACGAGAAUCUCAAUCCCCUGAUUGGAUGCCUUAACGAACCUACGAGGCCCUGCCUAGUGUCGGAGUACUGCUCUAGGGGCUCCCUGGAGGACGUACUCGUUCAGGAUGAGAUUAAACUCGACUGGUCCUUUAGAUUAUCCUUGCUCACCGAUCUUGUGCGGGGUAUGAGAUACAUUCAUGGCACACCGAUACGCGUUCACGGCUAUCUCACGUCGCGAAAUUGCGUGAUCGACGCAAGAUGGGUCUUAAAAGUCACCGAUUACGGUCUACCUGCUUUUUACGAGGCGCAGAAUAUAGUGCCGCCGGUAAAAACGGCUAGAGAUCUAUUAUGGACCGCGCCGGAACUACUUAGAUAUCCGAAUCUGCGGAAAAAGGGCACCCAGACCGGGGAUGUUUACAGUUUCGGAAUUAUCAUGCAGGAAGUCGUUGUUCGCGGUGAACCAUUUUGUAUGCUCGCCCUGUCUCCGGAAGAUAUAAUUGAGAAAGUAAUGAAGCCACCACCCCUCAUCAGACCGUCGGUCAGCAAGGGUGCUGCGCCACCGGAAGCUAUAAACAUCAUGCGCCAGUGCUGGGCGGAAACUGCCGAAAUGAGGCCCGACUUUGACGACGUGCACGACCUCUUCAAGAAGCUGAAUCACGGGAGAAAGGUAAACUUUGUGGACACAAUGUUCCAAAUGCUUGAGAAGUACUCAAACAAUCUGGAGGAACUCAUUCGCGAGCGUACGGAACAGCUUGAUAUGGAGAAGAAGAAAACCGAGCAAUUGUUGAAUAGAAUGUUACCUAGCACUGUCGCCGAGAAGCUGAAGCUUGGCAUGCCCGUCGACCCCGAAGAGUUUAGCGAGGUCACCAUUUAUUUCUCAGAUAUUGUCGGUUUCACAACGAUAUCCGCAUGUUCAACGCCUUUUCAGGUGGUUGAUCUUCUCAACGAUCUCUACACCUGCUUCGACGACACGAUUAACGCGUACACGGUCUACAAGGUGGAAACUAUCGGAGACGCCUACAUGGUCGUAGGCGGUUGUCCUGUGAGAAUACCCGAUCAUGCAACCCAAGUAGCUACCAUGGCGCUUGACCUGUUACAUCAAAGUGGGAAAUUCAAGUUGAAACAUCUUCCGGACACGGCACUCAGGCUACGCAUCGGCCUUCAUACGGGCCCGUGCUGUGCCGGCGUGGUAGGUUUAACGAUGCCGCGUUACUGCUUGUUCGGCGACACGGUGAACACCGCCUCGAGGAUGGAGUCGACCGGUGCGCCGUGGCGUAUCCAUCUGAGCCAGGCGACGAUGGAUCGAUUGACGCAGGUCGGCGGAUACCACAUCGAAUACCGCGGACCCACCGACGUCAAGGGCAAAGGCAAGAUGCCGACCUACUGGCUGCUCGGCAAGCAGGGCUUCGACAAGGAACUACCGAAACCGCCGCCCCUCGGGGAGAACCAUGGACUGGACGAAAGUCUACUCGGGGAUCUCUCUCAGAGCGGAGUGUCAUGCGAGUCGCCGGGUUCUCCACUACCGGUGAUACCAUCGCAGGACGAAACGCAGGAGGAGUCGAUCGAGCCCGCGGAAGUGGUCCAGCUCGAUCAUCAGGACUCCUUGGACAGCAACGGAGUUGCCAAUGGCAGCGUCAGCAGAACCACCUCCUUCGAGGAGGCCACCGGCGUGAGGAAGGUCGCCGUGUCCGUGCACAACGAGCGCACAUUGCUGCCGAGCUACUCCCUCAGGACCAGCAACGACUUCAUCGAGGUGCUGCAGGGCAAACAGGAUACGGCGAAGACGACCGAGGCCGUUCACAGCGGGGUCGUGAGCAAGAGCACGUCCGGCGACACUCAGGCCUCCCUCGGAGUGUCCUCCACGGUUUCGGGCCCCGAGCCGGCGUCGACCGCGGCGACUCUCGGCGCGUCCACCAGCUCGCUCACGUCAAUCGCCGGCCCGGUGAGCUAUCGACAACCGCCGCCGAGGCAUCGCCGCUUCGGCUGCAUCGAGGAGAACGAUCUCAGCACGCCGUACAAUCAUUACAGGUGUCUGUCGCCUAACGAACAUCACGGGAAAAGCCUCGCCUGCCGAAUGCUCCGGAGGCAAUUCAGCCUGGACCGCCCGGAGGAAUCGGUGUCAAUAAUCUCGGAACAAUCGCAAGCACCGAGAUCGACUCCUCGUCUCUAUAAACAAAAUAGCGCGGGCGCGGCCAACGACUUGGAGCGAAUCGAGGAAGUGCCACCGGCAACUCCCAAACCCGCCCUUCAGAAUUACCGUCACGCCGCUUCUGUUUCCCUCUCCGUCGAAUCUCUGACGUUGCGCUGAGAAUCACCGAAUUUAAUACCGGGACAAAAAUACUCCGCAUUUAUUACGAGCACAAAAUCGAACACGGCGCACGCGUGUCGCGUUUGGAGCAGCGAAUGAUUCAGCAGCAAAAACGCGUAUGCAUUAAUUAAGAAAGAUGGUCGUAAUUAACGAAACGCGUCUAUGAGCCUUUAUUAACCGAUCACGUCAACGUAAAUUAACUUUUAUCCUAACUCAACACUUUCGUCUGUUCUUAAGACACUUUCUUCAGAAUUGCAAUUCUAGUUUUUGUUAUAAUCAUGGAUUUAUUUCUAGAAAAAAACGCAGUAUUGUGUAAGCCAAGAUUGAAAGUUAAUCCAUCGUUGAUGAAACUGAUUCCUACAUUCAGAAAAAAUCGGCUCGAAAAUCCGAUUGCAAUAAACGUAAAAAUCGGUAGCUUUAAAAACGCGUAAACGUAAUAAUUACACGCGAAUAAUUGCUGAUAUCGUGACUCGUUGCUGCUCCGUUUAUAUUCUUAUCUGAAUGUACAUUAUAUUGAUGUUUGAUAAUACCCGCGGGCAGGGAAAUGUAAUCCGUGAUUAGAGAUUCAAUGGUUCUAGGCGUGUUGUAAAUCGUUUAUAAAUAAUCGUUGGGGCAAAAGUUUACAUAGGGCGAUAUCCGCUCUUCGAAUUCCCUCCAAUGUGUCUGUACCUGUCAAUAUUUAAACAUCUCACGAGCAAAUCACUUUUAAUGAAUGAUUAUCAUUUCAUAUAACAUUAUCUACGAUUUCCUUGUUAAAAUUAUCAGUAUUCGAAAGAAAAAGAGA
Nylanderia fulva is the source of this 6956-nucleotide messenger RNA. Lineage: Eukaryota; Metazoa; Arthropoda; Insecta; Hymenoptera; Formicidae. The record is from RefSeq and is a predicted model, not a curated record.